This is a messenger RNA of Rhipicephalus sanguineus (brown dog tick), 1225 nucleotides long. RefSeq lists its product as uncharacterized. NCBI's taxonomy places the organism in Eukaryota, Metazoa, Arthropoda, Arachnida, Ixodida, Ixodidae. The coding region runs from base 114 to 1130 and encodes 338 amino acids. The transcript is spliced from 3 exons. The record is from RefSeq and is a predicted model, not a curated record.
UCGAGCGGUUGACCACGCCGCCGAGCGGCGUCGCGAUUCCCGACGGAGCGAGGAAAAAGCUCGAGGCAGGUCCGGCCUUCGUCAGAGCUGCGGUGAGCUUCCCUUCGGAAGCGAUGCGUAAGAAACGUCGUCCGUGCUCCAGUUUGGCUCCCAGCGAGGACGGUGGUAUGGCGCCUGGUUUGCCCGACCGCUCGAUGCAACAGUGCUCCAGCAGCGCGACUGUGUCCGGCGUCGCCGAACAGCGACUCGCGACGGCCAAGCCUACUCACAGCGACGAGUCUCUGGCCGAGCUGUUCGCCCUCAUUGAGAGCAACCCCUGCCUCUGGAAGAACGACUCGAAGAGCUUCAAGAACCUGCGACUUAAGCGUCGACUCUGGAACCGAUUCGCCGUCCACCUCCAAAAGCACUUCCCCAUGCUUGGACCGUUCACUGGUGAUAACCUGCGGUAUGUGUACAGCAUCAAGAGGCGGCAGUACUACGACGAGUUGAAGGACAAGACGGGACGGACCAAAACCGGAGAGCUCGAAUACACCGGUCGGUGGAAAUUCUUCGACUGCCUCAGCUUUCUGCGUGUUCAUUCGGAGCCCUUCCGGACCGCCGUGAUUAGUCCCCUGCUUCACUUCGAGAAAGAACAGCUGCUCGAGCUGGAUGAAGAGGGCGAUGAUGCGUUCUUGGACGACGGCGACGGAAGCGUCUUGGAACCCGACGAGCAAAGCAUCUUGCCUGAUAGCGUCUCGGCGCCUCCCGAGCCACUGGCGGUGACCAACGACGAGCUCGGAACGGGUGACGGCGUCGAAUACAUCAUCGACUCGCCUUCGGCUCCACCUCCCGCGAAAAAAGUCCGGUCCUCUACGACGAGCCUCGACGUUAAGCCACUUCUCCCUGUGGCCCCGUCCAGCACCAGUGGCAGUAGCAGCGACAACGCCGUGCCUCAGGUCGAGAGCUUGCAGUCACUGAGUCCCGCCGUCGGCGGCUACUACGACGAGUGCGACCAGUUCGGCAAUAUAAUUGCCAACUACAUGCGUCGCCUGUCGGAUGAGGACCGGCUUGAGUUCCACUGCCACAUAAUGAGCUGCACCAAGGACUUCUUCAAGUGCUUCACGCGCUUCAACGAUAAACGGCGCCCGUGACUGUCGUGGACAUUGGCGUGGCUUCCAAGCUGCACUGACGUUCUCGUCUCACGGAGUCAAUGAUUCUUUAUAAUUAAAGAAUUUCCUCACGUUUU